CUUUAGUAUACGCAUUGUUUGAUUGAUUGAGUCUGACCCGUAACUUCACUCGCGUUUUUUCCUUUCUAGACGCAAAUUCGUUUAGCCGCCAAGGAAAUUUCUUUGGACGUCGAAAGAAGAUAUCUGCAAAACCUAAAUUUAAAUCUGUUAAGAACGUCUGGGACGAGUGCAAAACGUUUUGCUUCGUCGAUAUUUGAGGUAGGUUCAAGUCAAAGAGUGCGAGGCGCGGAUAUUGCUUAUUUAAACACUGUAGUAAAUGCUGAAUUAUUCAAGUAGAACUAGAAAGGAUUGCUUGAGGAACACUUUGAAAGGAUUUUAAUUCCAAAUAGCCGAAAUUUUCAGUAAAUAAGACUGAGGAGAGGCUGGAAUGGCGUUGAUGUAGAGAAACUAAAGAACUGAAAUAGUAAUAUGAUAUGAUAGCAUACCACAGGCAUAAUGGAUAGUCGUCUACAUAUAUUCAGUGAGACCCUGGGUCGACUGAUAUUAAUUGACUUACGGUAAUAUCCACACGCAUAUGACAUCCAUACGUCCAUGUUCGUCUGCGUAUUCAAAGUUUUCUGUUAACAAGUAAGCGACGAAAAGCGCUAUUCCACUCUGGCGCGCGUUUUUGUUAAUUUGCGUACACCUUUUCUUUCCCCUCAUUUGCGACUGGAAUGGAGCCCAAAAUACUGAGAAUGAAAACCCUGUGCACAUGUUCUUAGAGAUAAUAGCGCGGCGUGCAAACUUUUUUCUUUUAAUCUUUCUUAAAAUUCUGGAUGAUCGUAUGUUGUCAUUUUUUUGCGGUUUGCAACUGGAAACUCAUCAUCUGUUAGUGAAACUAUCUCCAUUAUUUUCAUGUGGCUGACAUGCUGUGUGUUUAUACCCUUGGACAACAAGCUUGCGGAUUUGUUUAACUGUUUAGCUGAAAUCCUUAAGCCUGAUAAACUAAACAUUUAGUAAAAAAUUUUCAGAUUUGCGUUUUUGAAUAGAAUUAUUCAUCCUUACUGUCAUGCACCGCUGUCUAAGCAUAAAGACACUUGUUGUGCUUUUCAAUCUAUAGAUCAUAACUAUAAUACUAAACAUACUUUAUCAGCCUUUCUUGCUGUCGGUAGCUGAGGCCAUCUUAUCAGCCACCAAAUCUAACAUAACCGCGAAAUGGCGAAAUGGCCUAAAAAGAUGGAUCAUUUAAAAGCUGGCAUCGUGCUACGUGACGAUCAAUCAAGUUCUGCGUUUGGCGCUGGCUCAAGACAUUUUUGUUUGAGUUGUGAGCCAAGUUUCUGAGCAGGGAGAGCUAGGGAUAAUAUUAGUUCAUCUUUAUACCUAGUUUUCAGCAGGGAGGGCCAAACAAGCCUACUUAAAAGUUGUCGUGGCUGUAAAUUAAAACGCAGUGUCUUUGAGGCACACGUGGUAGAAGAUGAUUACAUGCAUGUUUAACAAUACGCGCACUGAUAUUCAACCCACAGGGCGUGUUUUCUAAAUUUAUCCUUUGUACCCUUCAGAACUGCCGGGUGUGCUAUUAUUUUGCACGCCUGUUGAAUAGACGACUUUUUGGCGCCAAUUCAGGUGUUAAAAAAACCGUAAAAAGUGAGGAAGGAAAGUUUACUAGCCAGAUUGAGAGUUAUAAAUGACUUCUUUGUUUUCAGGAAUUGGAUUAAUUAAUAUCCAAAAUGCAGAGUGGAGAUAAGUCCCUCGAAAUGGAACAGGUAUGUCACAUUAUGCAUUCAAACGGGAAGUUGGAGGCAACUACGAUGUUUUUAUGAAAUUCAUUGUUAACUUCCUAUCGAACUCAAGGUGCAAAAGUUAUCAAUUUAAGUAUCAAGGCUGAUUUGUAAUUCUCUCCCCUCCCUCCACCCUCGCCUGCAAACUUAUUUUCCUAUCACUUAGUUAGAGCAUUUUGUGUUACAUCCUGAUAAAUGAUAAAUGUGUCCAUUCCCAUCAUCUACUUGUCUCAGAGUUGCGAGAGAAUUUGUGCGGAGAAAUGAUCUUAUCAGUAAUUUCUGAAAUUAAAAGGUCUGAAUAAUUGCAGGUUCAUGAAGUAUAUUUUUAACGAUUCUUUUUCUGCCCACACCUCGACUGCUCAGCUAUGGAAGGCCUCGCACUUUACUUCUCUGUGUUAAUACCAAGCAUCAAUUUGCGUUCAUUUGUUCAUUUGAUUAUUCAGUCAGUUACAUAUCUGAUCAACCUUUCUCGUUUUGAUUUAAUUUUUUUUUUUUAUUCACCGCUAACGAAAAUUUUUUUAUCUAGGUACCUGCUGCUGUUCAGAUGGAGCGUGUAAGUGUUAUGAAACAUCAGUAAUUUGAUCAAAAAUUUCCGUGAUAUUCUUACAACAAUGAACUUUAGACCAUCACAAAUAUACUUCAUAUCAUAUGACUUCGCGGUGUGGCCUAGAGGGUCCAAUCGUUGUAUAAAAAUGUCAAUAAGUACAAUCUCAUCCGUUUAACGCUGGGUAUAACUCGGUUACGAGGUUAACGGGCCAAUCUAAAAUCAAGAGAAAUUUUUACGAAUUUUAAUUUAAUAUGCAAUCUUGCAGAAUCGCGAAGAAAUUUUAUUUCGUUAAACGUUUUAACUUAAACGUAAAAUUGCACAUUUUUCCCAGCAUGCACCUCUCCGAGAGGAACCGCCGAAAGACUACUUCAAACUGGCUGUGGUGUCCGUAUUCUUUUGUCCAUUGAUUGGUGCCCUGGCGGUUUACAUGUCACAUUUGGUAGGUUGAGUGAUAUUUUUCUCUUGGAUAGGGAUUCAGGCUGUCCCUUGAAUUAAUUCCUUGUAUCUUAAUUGCCCUGUUUUGGAGCUACUUUACAGGAAGAGACAUAUCGAUCUAACAGAAGCAGAUAUCUACUGCAAUGUGUCCUUGGGAACUGAGAAUGACAAUUUGUAAAAUGUCAAGAAAACUUGGUGAAAUCGUGGAGUAAAAUGCUUUGGAUUGGCAUUCCCCCACAAGAGAUGUGAAAGUUUUCUCACGCUACAGAAACCGACGGUAGCGUCGACGAGUCACCCAUUUACGUUCAUAUUUCAUACGUAGAAUUUUAAAGUCUUUGGAUCAAAAUUUUUAUUAAUUAUGAGCAUAUCAAUCUGCAAAUAAUUUUUCUCAGUUAUCUACUGGAAUUAAUUGUUGAUCCAAACAAAAAUUAAUUUUUUAUUUCAGACUAAUUCGCGAUACGAAGAAGACGACAUAAAAAGAGCAAAUGAUGCUUCUAAAGAUGCGCGGUUCUCAGCAUUUUUUGCCAUUUUCCUCGGAGUUGGCAUCAUCUUCUUUUUCAUUUUCAUUGCAGCUAUCGUGCCAGAAUUCGCUUAGAAAUUUUGGUGAAUUUCAUUUGGAUGCUUUUCGAGGUCUUUUCAAAUUGUAAAGUUGAGAAAAAUAUGUAGUUCUUAUUCGAACUUGCACUCAUUUGGGAAAGCAUAGAAAGUACGUAUGUUUAUGUUCAUAAACCUAAUAAUGUAUUCGUUUUACUAAAGUGAUAUGCGAUUAAUCAGAGACAAAUGGACUUCAGUACAAAAUGCAUGAUGAAGUAUGAUUAUAUUAGAUUUCUUCCCAUUAGUUAUCAGCCUCGAAAGACCAUAUAUAUUUUUACUUAUUAAUUAACAUGUGUUAUCAUAUCCGAGGAAGUUAAGGCAAUCUAGUUUUUUUUAGCCAUCAACUUCUCCUCAAGCCCAAGUUUAAUUAUCGUGGAGAAGCACGAAAACUUUGCAUUAAUUGUAUUUGACGGGUUGGCUAUUUUUUGUGCUUUGCGGAAACAGUUUUUCUGCCGCUCUAUAUAACUGUAAUUUUUCCUGGAAAACAUGUCUAACAGAGAAGAAAAUGCAAUAUCUUCAGUUUCAAUUACUGGUUGAGUUAUACCGAAGGAUCUCUCCCAUCUUCAAGAGCCCGGAAAUCGUGUUCAUGGAUAUUUCCAGUAAGACCAAUUACGAAGAUCGUGUUGUGACACACGAUUCGCCUUCUCAGUUCUUCACAUGCAAUUAAAAUUUCUUUAUACUAUUUAUGAAGUAUACGCAAGCUCAUUCCAAUUUACAUUUAUCGUGUAAAUGUCGCUUCUUCCAUCCUGUGGAAUUUAAAGUUGUCCACAUUACGGAUAGGGAUUCUGAAGGGCUAAAUUCUAAAAGUCGAAGGACUGU
Messenger RNA from Pocillopora meandrina, 4092 nucleotides. The record is from the annotation of a GenBank genome assembly. NCBI's taxonomy places the organism in Eukaryota, Metazoa, Cnidaria, Anthozoa, Scleractinia, Pocilloporidae.